AUGGAUCCUGCAAAGCUGACCGGCCAGGCACUCCUUAGCCACACUAUCCAAACAACGCGCAUCAUCGAUAACCAUGCUCAUCCUUUACUGGAUCUCGACGCCAUUGGGCGUUAUCCACUUCUUUCUAUCACCACUGAGGCCCACGGAGAUGCGAUACACGCCUCAUUGACCAGCUUAGCUCAUUUGCGAGCUGUAAAGCAGCUGGCCAAGGUGCUCGGGUGUGAGCCUAGUUGGGAGGCCGUUGUCAACGCCAUUGAGGCGAAGCGGAUUGAAGACUACGACUCUUGGGUCGCUGAAUGUCUGAAUGGCAUUGAAUCUGUUCUUGUCGAUGAUGGGCUGGAUGGAGAGGAUGCGGUCUAUCCCUACUCAUACUUCAGCGACGUCACACGAAGCCCGGCUAAGAGAAUUGUCCGCAUCGAAAAGAUCGCCGCUGAAAUCAUUAACGAUCACCUGCCGAAGGAUGAGUCAGCGGCAAGAAACGCUAAAGAUGCUGGUACUGCAUUCGAAAAGGCACUGAAGGUGUUUGAUCACAGGAUCGCGGAAGCCAUCGCCGACCCGGAGGUCGUUGGCUUCAAGUCUGUCAUCUGCUACAGAACUGGACUUGCAAUUCCCAGGCGUCCGGAUGCCGGCGCUGCUAGAAAAGCCUUCGAAGCGAUUCACACGAAUCACACACAAGGAACCGAUAAGGCAUUCACACGUGUCAACCACCAAGGGUUGAACGAGUAUUUAGUUCACAGACUUGCAUGCCUUAUCAGGAACGCCACGGGUACCGGCAAGAAACCAAUUCAAUUCCAUACUGGUCUGGGUGACAACGACAUUACUCUCACCUCUGCAUCCCCAUCUCAUCUUCAGGAGUUCAUCCGUCAAUAUCCUACAGUACCUAUCGUCCUGCUUCACGCCAGCUAUCCCUUUGUGAGAGAGGCCGGUUACCUGGCCUGCGUUUAUUCUAACGUUUACGCCGACAUCGGAGAAAUUUUUCCUUUCCUGAGUCGAGACGGUCAGGAAACUGCUCUGAGGCAGAUUCUUGAGUUGUGUCCCUGGUCAAAGAUUCUUUGGAGCACUGACGGGCAUUGGUUCCCAGAAACUUACCUCCUCGCCAUACUCCAAGUCAGAGAAGUUUUGGAAAAGGUUCUGUGCGAGUAUGCUCGUAAAGGACAUAUGACUUGGCGAGAAGGCACUCAACUUGUGAAAGAUAUUCUCUUCAAUAACUCGAAUCAUGUUUACCACUUGGGGUUUGAGUUUAGCUUUGAUGAGUCAAUCAUCAAUCCAAGAAGGCUGUCCGGACGAAGUGACCUCGACAUCCUCGAGGCUUUCUUAGACGGAAAGCAGCCGCCACAGUACCUUCGUGUCUAUUGGAACGAUAUGACGGCCACAUCACGAGCUCGUGCUGUACCGAUGCGGAAGGUUCUCUCCGUCUUGAACGAAGAUGGAGACUUCUCGCUCGGCAUUACCAAGGCCAGUCUUGGUCUCCUGCAGAAUGAUCGUGUUGUCCCAGGAGCAUCUGGCACAGGAGAAUACCGACUUCAUCCAGACUUCACCUCACUGCAAGAAGGACCGAGAGACGGUCAUAUCAGCGUCUUCGGUGAUUUCAGAGAGCAAGAUGGAUCUUCGGUGUCAUUUUGUCCGCGAUCUUUGCUUCAGCGAGUAGUUGAAGUUGCUGCUCGACAUGGGUUGACCUUCCACAUCGGAUUCGAAAUCGAACUGGUUCUUCUCGAGCGCGUGGGCAACUCCUUUGAGAAGUAUAGAACUCUCAGCAACGACGGGCAUGCUUGGUCAACUUCCCGCAUGAUGGAUCACCCAGUUUUCAUCAAGGUCAUUGAGAGGGCCGUUGCUGAAUUGGAUGCGAAAGGCAUCUACAUCGAACAGGUACAUCCCGAGAGCGCAGCUGGCCAAUUCGAGGUCAUUCUCCCGCACGCCCCGCCGCUGGAAGCAAUAGACACCCUUUUGUACGUCCGCGAGGUUAUCUCUAGCAUCGCCACUGCCGAGGGAUACAGAAUGACUCUCCAUCCCAAACCGUUCCCGACAUCUUGCGGCACGGCAGCUCAUGUACACAUGUCAAUCACCUCGGCCGGCGGCUCGAAGCCUGAGACGUACGGUCCAUUCUAUGCCGGUAUAUUGAAGCAUCUUCGAGCCAUCAACGCCCUCACUUACAGUAACCCGGCCAGUUAUGAGAGGGUUCAAGACGGGGCCUGGGCUGGCGGUCGGUGGGUUACUUGGGGCACACAGAACCGGGAGACACCCCUACGCAAGAUCGAAGACAGCCAUUGGGAGAUCAAGUGCAUGGAUGGCCUUGCCAAUCCUUACCUAGCGAUAGCUGCUCUUCUCGGCGCGGGCACCCACGGAUUUGGACAAAGGGAGAAGCUGUCCUGGGGCGACUGCGAAGUUGACCCUGCAUCGUUGACGCCUAACGACAGAAAGGAAUUGGGUGUAGAGCAGAUGCUCCCAUCAGGACUGCCCGAAGCCCUCAAAGCUUUGCGGACGGACGACGUCAUGAAUGAGGUGCUAGGGGAAGACUUGGUCGAGAGAUACAUCACGGUCAAGGAAGAAGAGAUGAAAAAUCUAGAGGCCAUCAGCAGUGACGAUCGACGACAAUGGAUAAUGGAAAGAUACUAA
Colletotrichum spaethianum is the source of this 2613-nucleotide messenger RNA. RefSeq names its product protein fluG. Gene Ontology annotation, molecular function: glutamine synthetase activity; hydrolase activity. NCBI's taxonomy places the organism in Eukaryota, Fungi, Ascomycota, Sordariomycetes, Glomerellales, Glomerellaceae. The transcript has 2 exons. Bases 1 to 2613 code for a protein of 870 amino acids. The record is from RefSeq and is a predicted model, not a curated record.